Chara braunii is the source of this 1069-nucleotide messenger RNA. NCBI's taxonomy places the organism in Eukaryota, Viridiplantae, Streptophyta, Charophyceae, Charales, Characeae. The record is from the annotation of a GenBank genome assembly.
CGGCAACACGCUCAUCCGCGAUAAAUCCUGCCAAAUCUUGCGUGACGCGGUCGGGAGGGUCCCCGUGCGGGACCGAUGCGCUCGACAGCGUGGUGGGAGGACUACAUCGAACCCGCCUUCUAUCGAUUGGAGAUAGAGUUCCGCUGGUCAGAAGCGGCCCCGUUCGGAGAAGGACCAGAGCACGCAGAGGACAGCGUGGAGCUUCUGAUCAUCCAAGCCUGGAGAACGGCGGAGCAGGGCGACCUGCUAGGAAUCGUAUUCGGGAAGGUGGAAGAGGGCAAUCUCACCUUGAUCACGGACGAAUUGCUGGUAUUUCUGACUCAGCUGGUGGACGAUCUGCCCCUGGACAUCUUGUCACACAGUGACAAGCAGCCUGGCACCCACGUGUUGUCUCGAACGCUCGAGCCGCACCUUGUGUGGUCCACGUGUACGGAGAUUGACGAGGACAAAUGUCUCUACCCCUCCCAGGCACUCUACUUGGAGAUCGACGUCACCGAUCUCACCUUCUGGGACCCGAUCGCGAGGAGAAACGCGGCGCAGGACGAGGAGAUAGGGGGAGCAGACGAAGAGGAGGAAGAAGAAGAGCCAUCGAGUGAAGAACACGACGAUCCAGAAAGAGAAGCAGGGAUAGCCGGCGGAUCGGGCCAGCCGAGCACAAAGAACGAAGGGGAGGAAGAACUGAGGAAGCGGAAGCGCCAGGAGACCCCGGAGGGAAAGCGACCCACGACAAACGAUCCAUUCAUCGGGGAUCCGUGGCGUGAUCCGGAGCCGCCAAAAGAAGGAGACGAUGGAACCGUAGCAGAGGGAUUGCGGAGAAGAAGAAGAAGAAGUGAAUCGCCACCUUCCUCCGGCUCCCCGUCCCGGACCUCCAUUCGUCUACAUCAAGAUCUCGGCGUUCAGGGUUCGUCCCAGUCAUUCUCUCGCCGACCCCGUGACUACCUCAUGCUUACCCGUCUUCCCGAUAGACCCCCAUUCCCUUGAUGGUUGGUGUCCUUUCCCCCAUCACCUUUUCUACCAUCUCUACGCUACCCGCCUUCUAGUCUCCGUUUAUCCGCAUGCCACCACCCGC